This is a messenger RNA of Amyelois transitella, 3886 nucleotides long. Its product is annotated as fatty-acid amide hydrolase 2-A. The transcript has 11 exons. The record is from RefSeq and is a predicted model, not a curated record. The coding region runs from base 200 to 1765 and encodes 521 amino acids. Lineage: Eukaryota; Metazoa; Arthropoda; Insecta; Lepidoptera; Pyralidae.
GAGGACGUGUCGCUUCAGCUUUUUACCUUUAAAUGGUUUCGAUUAACUUUAUUUAAUCGUUAAAAAAUAAAAGAACACUGAUUAUUAACUAAAGUUUUGAAAAGAUUUGGUUUAAUAUUUUAAAUAACACAGUGUAAUAACCGUGUAAUACGCACUUUGUUUGUGUUAUUUUUCUUAGAGACUUGACAAAAGCUUCAGGAUGGAGGUGGGCGUUCGGAUAUUGGGCGUGGUGCUCCGUAUCCUGAACCUGCUCCUGGCGCCGCUGUUCUGGCUGAAGACGAGAGAACGCCGGCCGCUGCCGCGUGCUCCGCCGCCGCUUCUGAUGAGGAGCGCCACCAGUUUAGCGGCCGCUGUCAGGACUGGAGAGAUUACGAGCGAAGAGCUGGUCACAACGUACAUCAAUCACGUUAAAGACGUGAACCCGUUCCUCAACGCAGUGGUAGAAGAACGCUACAGAGCUGCUUUAGAAGAUUCCAAAGCGGUCGACAGGAGUAUAGCAGACGCGAAGAAGAAUGGCACUUUGCAAGAACUGUUCGAAGGGAAACCUCUUUUGGGUGUUCCGUUCACUGUGAAAGAGAGUUGUUCUCUAAGUGGCCUGUCGAACGCAGUGGGCUGUUUAGAAAACGCUGGUAGACGCGCCACUAAAGACGGCGAAGCGGUCAGACUAGUCAGGGAGGCUGGUGCCAUUCCGUUGCUGGUUUCGAACACGCCUGAAUUAUGUCUAGGCUGGGAGACCACUAACCUGCUGCGGGGAGCAACCAAUAAUCCGUACGAUUUGAACAGGACUCCCGGAGGAUCUUCCGGUGGCGAAGGGGCGCUCUUGGCGUGUGGCGCGUCUGCUUUCAGCGUGUCUUCGGACAUCGCAGGAUCUAUUAGAAUACCGGCCGCCUUUUGUGGAGUAUUCGGACACAAACCCACUCCAGGCAUAAUCUCCAUUGAAGGCCAUAUACCAACGCUAAGCGACGAGAAUUUCCCCAACUUUUUGACCGUAGGGCCAAUGACCAGAUUCGCUGAAGAUCUACCUCUCAUGAUGGAUAUCAUGGCUGGUGACAACAAACACAAGAUGAAACUUCAUGAACCAGUUAGAAUGCAAGAUAUAAGGGUACACUACAUGACAGAAGCCACAAAAUCCUUGGCUUUGAUAAAUGUGGACAAAAACAUACAGGAGAGAAUAGUUAACGCGGCCAAGUAUCUGAAGAAUGAAUGCGGCGCUAAAAUAUGCGAGGAAAAGUUCAAUGAACUCGAGGAUUCUGUAGAAAUAUCAGUUUCUGUGUUCUUCACUAUGAAAGAUAUUCCCAACAUGCUGCAAGACCCGACCAAUCCGAAAGUGGACAAAAGUCUAUACGUGGAGCUUAUAAAGUACCUGUUUGGCGGCGGCACGCGUUCACUGCAAGGUCUCGGGUUCAGUCUCAUCAACAGGAACAACCUGUUCAUACCAGAGUCCAGGAAUGAAUACUACAGAAGUAAAGCGCAGCAGUUGCGCGACAAGAUGACGAAAGUUCUAGGCACGGACGGCGUGUUCCUCUACCCAGUGUUCAACGGUCCUGCGCACGCGCACAAUAGAGUAUACCUGCUGGCGUCGGGCGUCAUGUACAGCAUGCUGCACAACGUGCUGGGCGUGCCCGCCACUGCCGUGCCGGCGGGCGAGCUGCGGGGGCUGCCUCUAGCUAUACAGGUAAUAGCAGCUCCAAAUCAAGACAGGCUAUGCUUGGCCGUCGCCAAACAGUUGGAAAAGGCUUUCGGCGGCUGGCGACCGCCUCAGUAGUCACUUACCUAAGAUUACAGUUCACAUUGGCGAGUUAUUUUGUAAGAGGAAAAAUUUAAGACUGGGAAUUUUACUUGGUUGUAAAAUGGUUGUUAAAUAAAUAUUUCUGUACAAAAGACGAUUUUCUUUAAAAUAUUUGUAUAAGAAACGUAAAAAGCAGGAAUAAUGUUUUAUUAAAAUAUAAUUUGUUAUUGUUGUUUAUUUUUAAACCCUUCUUGCAUGAGAUGACGUAAAAUGCGCAAAAAUUUUCUGCGCCUCAUUUCCCGCUAAAAAUAAAAAUCACAUAAAUCUCAGAUAAAUAAAUUACUAAUUAGUUUUGAGAUAGUUUGAUUGAUCGACUUUGCCAAUGUGAACGUUAUAGUUAUAUCAAACCACUGUUAUGGCGUGGUCAAUUGUACAAUAUAUCUGUUUUAUAUACGUUAAUGUUAAACAGGGUGGGUUAUCAAAAUCUUCUUACUUUACAUACCUACAUAUUUUUUACUACAUAAUACAUAUUUUUACUUUUUUUUGCACAUAGUACAAUUGGCAUGUGGUGGAUUUAAUGAUUAAAAUAUUAUCUUAUAUUAAAAUAAAGUAGUAAAAGUAGGUGAGCUCAUUCUUCAAUUUGUUAGCAAUGAAAUCUUUAAUUCUUUACUAAAUUGAAGUUAAGUGUUUUGUUUAAAAUAUUGCUCUUAAUCAACCAAAUACUAGCCCAUCCUGUUUUUAUACUAAGCCAGACCAAUAUGAUUGGUUUAUGUUUAUCAGAAAAUAAAUUUAAGCAUUAACUUAAUUUAUAUGGACUUAGUUAUUGCAUAAGUUCAUGUAAACUAAGAUUAGGUUAGUAAUUUGAGAAUGUGUAGCCAUUAGGUUUCAUAAAAAAAUUGACAAUAUUUUUUUAUGAAGUUUCUUGUACUUAUAUCGGCAAUUACUCUUAAUUUUUUUCUGACUAUAUACUUUUAUUGUUAGGGAUUAAAUAAAAAAAAACAUUAAAGAAAUGGAUUUUUUGACAUUAUUUUUUUAGGAAACCAAUAGCUAUACCAUUCUAGAGUAAUAUCAAAUUAUUAAGGUAUGUUUUUGAGACCUUACAAAAGUAAUAUAAGUGCCCAAUUAUAUGUAAUUUUGAUGUGAUGACAUAAAAUGUGAAUAUUUUCUAUGUAUUUAUUUAUAUGUACUUUCACCUCUCCGUGUGACGGUUUGUAUGGCAUUUUUAUGAAUCGUGGCAAAUAAUUUUUUUUAUUAUGUCCUUCUUUCAAAAUCUACAUUCAUGUAUAGACGAAAUUGCUAUAAGUAUUAGAGAACUCAUUUAAAAAAGUAUUUCUUAUAUUUCCAUUGAUCGUUCCCAUGGAUGUCGUAAAAGACGACUCAGGGAUAGGCUUAUAAACUUGGGAUUCUUCUUUUACGUGAUGGGCUAGCAACCUGUCACUAUUUGAAUCUCAAUUCUAUCAUAAAGCCAAACAGCUGAAAGUGUCCUAGUAGUCUUUUUAAGACUGUUGGCUCAGUCUACCCCGCAAGGGAUAUAGACGUGAUUAUAUGUAUGUAUGUUCUUUUAUUUCUAAAUCAAAGGAUGAAAAUUUUCUACACUUAAGUAAAGAUGGUCCGACAUUUAUUAAUCUACUAACAAUGCGAUUAAUGAAACUAUUUUCAAAUCGCAAGAUUGCGUCUCAUUUUCAAAUUGUUUGAUUACGCCGCAUUCAAGUUCGCCUUUUUGUGGAAUGCAAAUUUGGAAGAAAUGUUUAUGGUUAUACCUUGUUAUUUUUUUUUAAAUUAGUACAAUUACACACCGAUUAAAAUAAUUCGAAUCAUCACAAUUUGUUAGGUUUGUUGUUACCUACUGAAUAAAUAAUAUCUCAAAUGGUAUUUAUAAACUAAGUAAUUUUAACCAUGGAGUUUAAAUAAAUUAUGUAAGUACUUUAUUUAAUAAAAGUACAUUUAUGAUGUAUGUAUCAUAUUAUACAUGCAUAUAUUAUUGUAAACAUUUUCCCUUAUUUUUUUACGUUUUUGUAUUUUCCACAAUUAACUUAAGAUUAAACCAAAAUGUAAUUGUGUCGUGUAUAAAAAAUAAGUUUUUUAAUACCUACCUACCUUCUUUGUGUAGAAAUUAUGUGUAUCUAUACAUGCCCUUUAGAAUGUUAUUUGUUUUAA